This is a messenger RNA of Rubroshorea leprosula, 2167 nucleotides long. Lineage: Eukaryota; Viridiplantae; Streptophyta; Magnoliopsida; Malvales; Dipterocarpaceae. The record is from the annotation of a GenBank genome assembly.
AAAGCUUCCUUCAAUUGGAGUCGGCAUGGAACAAGAUUCUUCCAACUCCACCACCAUACCCGUGCUCUUGGAACAACUUCCAAAUAACCCAAGCUUGGAGACGACCAAUUCUUCUUCCCAAGGGCCUAAACCCUUGUCUGUUCUACUGUUUCUACCACCACAACCCACAAUAGUUGCAAAGAACUGGGAUCACUUCUCCGUGUGGGAUCUCUACUCAACCGAUCACCUUGGAAAUGGAGUACAAGUUGUCCCAAUUCCAUUCCACUUUCCAGAUGCACAGAUGGUCAUGUUGCCAAUGGGAGAAUGGCCCCCAACUUUGGCUAAUGAGCUUGCCCUAGAGACUUUGGGUGUUCUUGAUUUAUUAAUUUGGACUAUGAAGAUCUUGAUCUGGAAUUGCCGAAGGGUAGCUAGCGAAAGUUUUAAGCGCCAUGUCAUGGAUUUGAAGGGUACUAACAAUCCUUGCAUGAUGUUAAUUACGAAAACUAAGGUCGCAAGAGAUAGAGCUAAGGCUAUUGCUUCUCACCUAUACCCUAAUUACCAUGUGGUGGAUGCAGAUGGCUUUGCUAGUGGUCUUUGGCUACUUUGGGAUGCUUCUCAAAUCUCAAUUGAUAUCAUUAUAAAUAGCGAUCAAGCAAUCCAUGCCAUUGUUAAGAUAUGCCGCAAUUUGAACUUUGGUCCAAGCUCUGGUAAGAACUUAGGACCUUAUCUCUCUACUUUAAAGGCCUUUGGCAUGAAUGAUUGUCAAAUGCUAGAUUUAGGGUUCAUUGAAGAGAGGUUUACUUGGGUUAACAUGCAACUAGAUGACCAUGUCAUACGUGAACGACUUGAUAGGGUUUGGUGUAAUGCAGAUUGGAAACUUUACUUUUCAGAGGCUUUUGUCUUUCAUUUACCUCGAGUCCAUUCUGAUCAUAAUCCAUUACUUCUUGAUCUUGAGCCCUUCAAACCUUCUUUCUGCAAGCAUCCUUUUCAGCUUGAAAAAUUUCGGAUGGAACAUCUAGAAUUUCAAACUUUGGUUCAGGAUUGUUGGGGAGUUGAGGAUCAUAAUACUAGUCAAUGCCUUGAGGCUAUGUUGAAGAAAGCCAAAUUAUGGAGUCAUGCCACCUCCGACAACCUUUUUAAGAGAAAGAAGCAGAUUCUUGCUCAUUUGGAGGGCAUUCAUAGGUUUUUAUCUAUGAAUAAUAGUUCUUUCCUUACCUCCUUGGAGAAGGAUCUUGCAAAUGAAUACUCUAAAAUUCUUAAACUAGAAGAAGAUCUUUGGUUCAUGAAGUCUAGAAUUAAUUGGAUCCUUGAUGGGGAUAGAAACUCUAGAUUUUUCCAUGUCACUACUUUGAAACAUAGAUCUCAUAACAAGAUCUUAGGUCUGAAAGACGCUGUGGGUGUUUGGACAUAUGAGCCACUUGAUUUGCAUCACCUUGCUAAUCUACCAAUUGAGGAUGAGAUUUGGAUGGCUGUUACCUCUUUUAAACCUUUUAAGGCCUCAAGGCCUGAUGGGUUCAUCUUUUUUUCUAUCAAAGAUUCUGGCAGGAUAUUAAAGCUUAAUUAUGUUCAGAGCUCCUCUAUCAUCAGGAACCUCAAGAAAGGUAAUGAGCCCUUUCUACAAGGUAUCAAAUGGAUUUCGGUGGAUGGUAACAGUAUUUCGUUUUGGAAAGAUUGUUGGCUCUUUGAUCCUCCUCUCAACUCUAUUUUAUUUAGACCUUUGUCAAGCAAUGAUGAGGACCUAUGGGUGGUGAAUGUGUUCUCCUUUGCUGCCUUUAACUCUUCUCUUAUAUCUGACCCCCUCUUCGACACUAUUCUAAAGACUAUUAAAGCCAACCCUAUUUCAAAAAUAGGGCUUGGUAAUGAUUCUUACUCAUGGAAAGGGUCUCGUGAUGGGUCCUUUUCCAUGAAAGUUGCUUAUCUUAUGGCUAAAGGUGUGAAUAUUAACCGAUACAGAAUGGAAAUGGAUCUAGAAGGUUCAUACCCUACCAAAAAUUCAAUCUUUCAUUUGGCGUUUAUGUCAUGAAUGCCUCAAAACUCUUGGUCUUCUCUCUGGAUUGGGCAUUGUGGAUUUUGAUGUGUGUCCCAUGUGUCUUGAGGCAAAGGAAACUUAUGGCCAUCUCUGUAGAGAAUUCUUUCUUUUUCUUAUAUUUGGCAUACUUUCUUUCCUCAAUGAACGAUUGGUUCUAAU